AUGCUUUUCAUUUUGAUUUUAUUUGUCAAAAUUAGUUCUCAAUAAUCAAAUUAGUAAAAAGAGAAUAAUUAUUUAAACUUUCCCUUGCUGAAUUUAGAAAGAGAAUAAGUUAUAGGGAGUUUUUCGAAAUAUUCGCCUUUGAACAAUAUUCUUCAUUUAGAGAAUGUGCACAAAAGAAAUUCCCAUAGCUAUUUAAUUUAUAUGGCAAAAUAAAUAAAAACUUAGAAGCUCAGGAUAGCAUAUUAUGUUGAAUUUUUAAUUGAAAUUCAAAGAAUUGAUCACUAUUUUAUUAUUUAAACUUGCUCUAAUUAAAUUGAAGUCUAAUUUAAAAUAAACAUCUUAGAUUAUGAGGGAAGAUGGUGUUUCUAGUAUUUGUACUUUAAAGAUGACUCAGAAUUAAUAAUUGGAUUAGAAUGUGGUGAUUAAAAUUAAUUCAAAAGUUAUUAUAGUGACAGAGUUUGCUUUUAAGAGCUAAUAUAUAUUUAUGGAUAGAGUAUAUAAGUAUUUUUAAAAAUUUACAUUAGUUUUUGAAAUAGGGAUAGUUAUAAAAUUUAACAUUAAUGAGCUUUCCUGGCGAGGUUUAAUUAUAUUAAAUAUCAAAUUUUAUGUUUUUACCUGAAUACAAAGAAGAGUUUCUAAAUGGGAUAAGUUAAACAUUAAUUUUUAAUCCAUUAAUUUAAUAUUUAUAAUACUCCCCUUUAAAUGUUGAGAAUUUGAUUAGUUAAUUUAUUUAUAAUAAGAGCUAUGAUAUUUAGUUUUGGUCGAAAAUAAAAAUUAAAGAGAUUAAUUAAAAAAAUUAAAUAUGUAUUCUUUAAAUAAAACCUCAUAAUUUUGAAUUUAAUCUAAACUUAAAGAUCUUUUAACUAAGCUACAUAAAAUAAUAGGAUUAAUGGUUUUACACAAUAGAAUAUUAUUCAUAUAAUUAUCCUUAUAUUAAAAAUAUAGAUUUCAUGGAUGAAUUAAAAAAAAGUUUUUCUCAAAAUAUAGAAGUGGAAUUUAUCACUUAAUGGCAUUUUAUAGAAAUAAAAUAUUUACUUAAUACACUUUUAAUUUAAUUGAAUAGUUUUAUUACUAACAAAAAAUAUGAGAUAGAUUUUUAAAAUGUUUAUUAAUUUUCAGAUAUAUUACUAGCCUUUUAUUUUGGGGAGAAUGAUUAAUAAAAUAGCAAUAUAGAGGGAGAAAUUGGAUAGUUUAGUUAUUUUAAUUAUGUAAGUUUAAUUAGUCAAACUGAUGAUUUUGGAAAAUAACAAAGUUGUCACUAUUCUUGUUUAAAUUGUUGGGGUCCUUUUAAUAAUCAUUGUUUAUCUUGUUUAGAAUCAGAUAAUCGUAUAUAUGAUUAAUAAGCUAAUACUUGUUAAUGUAAAUUGUGGUAUUAAGAAGAGAAAGGAGGAAAAUGUUAUGGAUCUAGUGACAUGGAAUUUAUAGAAAAUUUUGAAUAUUUACCUGAAGAUGAGAGAUAUGAAUCUGAAAAUAAAGAAAUAAUAUGUUCAUAUGGUUAUUUCAAAUUAAAUGACUAAUGCAUAUAAUGGUAUUGAUUUUAAAUUUAAGAUAGUCCAUCAGCAUCUUAAAAAGGAAUACUUAAUUGUGUAGAAUGUUUAAUAAAUCCUUAAAAAUGGAUAAAGAAAGGUUACUGCGAAGAAUAGUAUUCAUAAUAUGAAGGUUCUUAAAAUAAUGUAUAUUUGGAUACUUAUAAUGGAAAAUAAUAAACGGUACAGUUCUUUAUUGUAAAUGAAGAAGUUGUUAGCUGUGAUGGAUGCAGUACUUGUUCAGAUUAAACGAUUAUUGAAGGAUAAGUAGAUUGUUUUUUAUAUGAAGAUAAACACUUAGAUUAAGAUGUUUACAUUACUUGCUUUUUUGGUGAAUAUUAGAAAGAUGUAAAAAAGUGUCUUGAUUAUUAAGAUUCAAAUAAUUAUGAUGGUCGAUUUUAAUGUUAAGAAUCUUGUGGAUAUUGUAUGUUUAGACAAUGCUAAUUUUGUAAAGAUCCUUCUAAAUAUUUUAUGGAUAUUUUAGGUUUUUGUAGACGAUGUGAUAUAGAAAAUUGUAAAUACUGUUUUUAAUAUAAUUUAUAUGAUAGAAAUUAAGUUUCACUUAUGUAAGGAGAAAUUGUAUUAAAUGAAGAAGAUUAUGUUAUAGCAUGUUCAUUGUGUUAUCCAGGAUUUGUUUUCGAUUUUUCAAUUAAUUAAUGUAUAGAAUUUACUGUAAGUUAUUAAUGCAUAGAUGGUUUUAUUAUAGAGGAUUAAUUUAUAUGUACUAACACUCUUUUAUCAAUAUUAGAAAUAUAAAAAAAUAUAGCAAUUUAAUUUGAGGAUUGCUUACAAUUUUAUUCUAAUUGUUCUAAAUGCCUUUAAGAUUGGUUUGGAAUGAUCAUAUGCAUAGAAUGUUAAUAUGGUUAUUUUCUUAAUUUCUUGAAUGGGAUCUGUCAAUUAUGCUCUGAUAAAUUUAAUAAUUCAGAAACAUGCCAAAUGUCAUCUUCUUCAUAAGAUAAUUGGAAAAAUUAAGUACACAGUUUUUAUUUAAAUUUUAAACCAAAUAAGAUUCCAAUUCUUUUAUAGGGAAUGUAUUUUGUAAAAGAAUAUGAAAUCUUUAAAUGUUAAGAUGGCUACAUGAAAUUUAGUUUAGGUUGUUUUUAACUCAAAAAUUAAGAUUGUCUUGAAUUUGAUUUAGGCAGCUCAUUUUGUAAGACUUGCAAAAAUAGUUAAGAUAAUAUUCCCAUUCUAUCUUAUUUUGAUAAUUAAUGCUAACAAUGCCCUUAUCCUUGUUAAGUAUGCUAAUAAAUCUCUUAAGAUUUAAUAUCAGUAAUUAAUCCUUAUUUUAUUACAAAUGAACAAUCUAUUAAUUAAACUCAUUUUUGUGUUUUAAAUUUUAAUUAAAAUUUAACUUUUAUUGAAACUCUAACAGGAUAAAUUAGAGCCAAAGAUUAAUCUAAAAGAAGAUAUUACUUACAUUUAGAACAUUAUAAUUUUCCAUCACUUCAAAAUCCCUUUUAAAAAUUUGAUAUUGUUUUAAAAAAAUAUUUAAUAAGAGUCAAACCUACAGUUUUUAUUUAAAAAUUUAAUAGUUAUACCGAUUCAAUACCAUUCAAUUUUAGAGAAUAAAUAUUUUCUUUAAAAAAUUCCACUUUUCUUUAUGAUGGAUUUAAUGAUAGCCAACAUCAAAAAUAAUUUGUAAUUACGAAUUAAACCACUGUCAAUUUAAAAAAUGUUAAAAUUUUUCAUCAAUCUAAUCAAUUUAUUUCGCAUUCUACAUUUGGUGUAUCUCUAUUCAUUAAUAACAUUUCUAUCUCAAACUUAAACUUAGAAAAAACUAUUUUUUAAUUUGCAUAAGCAACUAGUGUAUAUAUUCUUAACAUACAUUUUUCGAAUAUGAAACUUUUAAAUUAACCUUUAUUUUUGAUUCGACAUUAUCCAAUAUAAUCAAAACAAAAAUUCUAUAUACACAUUGAAAAUAUUAUUAUUCUUGAUAGCAACUUUACGAAUACUUCAAUUUUUUCAUUUUACUUACAAUCUUAAUCAGAAUUUUCAUACAUUAAUAUCAACGCAAUAAAUGUCAUAAAUAGCUAUUUUAACAAUGCUUCAAUACUAGAUAUCAAUUCAAUUACUUUUAAUAUUUCUUAUUCAGCAGAAAAGAUUUUAUAUAAGAAUUCAUAAUUAAUUUAUAGUGCUUUAUUUAGAAUUCCUACUUCAAACACUGUCUCUAUUUAGAAUUUAGAUAUUUUGUAAUCUUAAUUUUCUGAUAGCAUCAUAAUAUCUUCAAUCUCCUCAUUUGUUAUAUAGAAUAUAUCUAUUUAUUAAAGUACUUUUACAAAUAGUAGUUUAAUUAUAUUUACUGAAUUAUUUCAAGAUAAUGGACACUAUCAUUUUAUUUAUAAUUUAACUUUAGAUCGUUUAGAUUUCUGUAAAGCAAGUUUGAUUUCUAUUAAAAAUGAUAAAGAUUUAUUAGGAAAUAUAAAAAUGUAAAACUUUAAAAUUCAAAAUAUAUCAUCCUCAUGCGAAAAUUCUUGUAGUACGAGUAAUUGUAUAUUUUCUUAUAACAGCUACUCAAUUUUAAUUGAAAAUGCUACCAUAAAUAAUAGAAAUUACUUUUGGUAUUUUUGCCUUUAAAAAUUUACAUUCAUAAAUUUUAAUAAUAUAUUCAUUGAAGGAAAUAAUCUUUUUUCUCAUUCUUAAUUAUCUUAGAAAAUUUAUUUGCUUAAAUAAACCUUAAGUGAAUAAUAAGAACUAUGUGGAGUAAUCUUUAUUUAAGAUUUCUUGCAUAUCAAUAUGAACAAUUUACAAUUAAAAAACCAAUUUGUUUUAAAUUCUGCUUUAAUAUUAUUGAUUUCAAAAGGUAGAGCCUUAAACAAUUAAAAUAUAAGAAUUAACUCUUUAUCAAUUCUAAACAAUUAUCUAAUGAAAACAUAAAGCACCUAAUUUGCUAGUUUACUUUAUAUUAAUUCUGAGUAUUUUUGUGAGACUUUCAUAAAUUAAUCUUCUUUUUAAAAUAACUUGAUUAUUCAUUUUUUAGAAGAUUAUUCAUUCAUUUCACCUGGACUUAUUUAUAUCAAAAUUUAUUAGUAAAAUAUCUAUUUUUAUUAAAACAUCUUUUAUAAAAAUACAUUAUUAAACACAUCUAAUUCGUAAAUCUAUUUGAAUUCUUAUCAAGUUAAGAUCAAAGAUAUAAAAGUCUAAAAUAAUAACUAAAAUUAAAGAUAUUAAGAUAUUCCUAAUAAAUCUGUAGGUGGAUUCAUUUUUGCUAAAACAGAAUAUUUUUUUUUAGAUGAUUCAAUUUUUUAAAAUUUGUUUGCCUAUUAAGCAUCUUGUUUAUUUUUAGAAUUGAUUAGGUUAGGUAUAGUUGAAUUAAAUAAUAUUGUUAUUGAGAAUGCAACAAGUUGGUCUAAUGAUUAAGAAAAUGCAUUAGGAGGAUGUUUAGGUAUCAAUUCAAUGAAUUCAAAUUUAAAUUUAAAUUUAAAUUCAAUCAAAGUUAAGAAUUGUAAAAGUAAACAUUCAAAUGGAUUUCUGUAUUUGAUUCCAUCUAUAAUAAGUAAUUAAGUUAUUUUUAAUGAUAUCAUGUUUAUAAAUGUGUUCUCAUAGAGUAAUUUACUAUUUUAUUUUGAUUUUUAAUCCAACAAUUAAAUUAAUAGUGUAAAACUAAAAAAUAUGAUGAUAAUAUUUGAAGAAAAUGUUUAUUAAAAGACUUUUAGUGAAAUUAUUGAAUAGAAUAAUCUAAUUUAAAAUAGUAUUAUAUCGAUCUUAAAUAGGUAAAAUAUUAUUUAAUUUUAGUAAUAUAUAAAUAAGUAAUCUAUAUUUUGAAGGGAUUUCUCCUUAAUCAAUCUUAGUUCUUAAAUAUUCUAAUUUAAUUUAAUUAAAUAAUUUGUACUUAAAUCAAGUUAAAGCAUUUGGAAAUAAUUUAAUAUCAAUACAAAACAAUGGAAUGAUGCUUUCUGAAAAUGUAUCCAAAAAGGUAUCUAUAAAAAUGGCAUUAACAAAUAUAACUAUAAUUAAUUCUAUUUUUAAAGAAAAUAAAAUGAAUAUUAAUAGUAUUAAAUCUUUGUUAAGUAUAAUAAUUUAAAAAAGGAAUUCAAAUUUAAAAGUAUAACUAUUUUUGGCAAGGAUUUAAUUAAUAGAGAAUUCAUGUUAAAUCUGUUAGAAUGGUUUAAUAUAUUUAUAAUUAGAUUAAAAUGUAUUAAGAUGUAAGAUAAUUGAACUUUUUCUACAUAAGAAUAAUUGUGGAUAAUCAGGAUGCUUAUUUGUAGAUCAAAGUGAAUUAGUUGAAUUAAUAGACAGUAAAUUUAUUUAAAAUAGAAAUAAUGGCAAAGGUGCAACGAAUUUAAGAGUAAAUAAUUUUAUUGGUAAAAAUCUCUUAUAUUUAAAUAACAUUGGUAUGUUUGGAGGAGGUUUAUGUUAUAAAUCUAAAGCUGAAUUAAGAAAUCUGAAAAAAGUUUAUUUUGUAAAUAAUUCUGCAAAUGUAGGAGGGGCUGUAUACAUAGAAGAUACUAGAAUAUAUCCUAACACUUUAUAAUAAAUAUUGUUUAUUGAAAAUUAUGCAAAAGAUUUAACAUCAAAUAUAAGAGAAUAGCCUAGUCAUUUAUAAUUGUCAGUGUUUGGAUAGAAGAUCAUGACUAUUAGAGAUUCAAAUUUAGGCAUUCCAAAUUUUAGUAAGUAUAAUACUGAAAAUUUUAUAUAUAUUCCAAGUGGAUAAAAGAUUGGGGAUUAUGAAUAAUCGCUUUCAAAUAAAGGAAUCCUUUAUUAAAGGUAUGAUAUAAACCUAUAGAUUUUACCAAUAAAUACUUUAGGUGAAAUUUUAGUUGAUUAAGAGGAUUCAUAAUGUUAUCUUGAUUUGUCAGAUUAUAUUAAUCAGUAAAAUAAGAUUAUAAGUAAAACUGAUAGAUAAUUAUAAAUAAUUACUUAUAAUAAUGAAAGUCAAUCUUAUGAUCUUACAAAUCUAACUAUUGUUCUUGAUCCUUAUUCAUAGGAAAUAUAAUUUUUAAGAUUUAAGUUUUAGUGUAAUUGUAUAAAGAAUGAAAAUUAUACUUAUUAAUUUAACACAAAAAGUUUUACUUGUAAAAUGGGAGAAUAUUAUUUUGAUUCUCAAUGUUUGUUGUGUGAUUUUAAGAAAGGCUUUUAUUCAGUAGAAUUGAAAGCAUAAAAUUGUUAAAAAGUAGAUCCAAAAAUCAUCAAAUCUAAUACAAUGAAUAAUGUUGAAUUGUAUCCAGGAUAUUGGAGACCAAAUAUUAGAAGUCAUUAUAUUUCUAAAUGCUUUAAAAAUAUUAAUAAUUGUUAAGGAGGAUGGCAAAGUGGAGAUGAUUCUUGUAAAGAAGGAUCUGUAGGAGCAUUAUGUGAAUAAUGUGAUAUUUAUAAUAUUAGAGGUUAUGGGUAAUAUUUUAAAAAUCAAAAUUAUUAAUGUAUUCUUUGUGAUGAAUAUGCUGGGAAAAUAUUGUUUAGUGUUUUCAUAAAUAUAAUGUAAAUAAUAAAUUAAUUAUAGAGCUAUUAUUUCAAUAUAUUUAACAGUUAUCAGUGUAAAUAGUAUUUUUAAAAGUUUUAAAUUACUCAAAAACACUACAAAAUAUUACAAAAUAAUAUUUCGUAGUAAUUUAGGUAAUUUAAAUUUAAAUAUAUGUAGAUUAAUCUGCAGCUCUUAUUAAAAUGAUAGUUAAUUAUUGUUAAAUAAUAGUUAGUAUAAAAUCAUUCUAAUCAGAUUUGUACGUAAACAUUGCAGAUUUUUUAUUACCCAUUAGCAAUCCUAUCGAAAGUUCGACCUUCUCCUAUGAAUGUUAUUUCGCCACUCAAUAUUCAAUAAAAAUAAUCUAUCUAACUUAAAUUUUGUACAUUAUGUUACCAGCUAUACAAUAUCUACUCUUUUUAACUAGUUAUUUAAUAUUAGUUAUUUGUCAAAAAAUGAAAUUAACAUCAACAAUUUAUUUUACAGCCUUAAUCUAUUUAUUUUUUUACACUCAACCUAACAUAAUAAAAUAAUUUGGAGGACUUAUAGCUAUGAGAACAAUAUCUAAGAUAGAUUAUAUAAAUAUAAAUACAUAAUAUUUAUAUCAUACUUAGGAGCAUUCUAAUUGGAUUCAAUUUUUUAUUGGUCCUGUUAUAAUAAUAUUUGGAUGCAUAAUUCCACUUCUCUUAUUGAUAAUACUCUAUAAAAUUAAGAAUUAUUUUAAUUAGGAGAGAACUAGAAAAAUAUGGGGUUAUCUUUUUAAUGAUUACAAAGAAAAUAGUUAUUAUUGGGAAAUAAUUAAAAUAUUUUAAAGAGAAUUAAUAAUGUUAUCAUUAAUAAUAAAUGAGGAAAGAGUAAUCUUAAAAAGUAUUAUCACUAUUCUUGUUUUACUUCUAUAUUAUUUUUGUUUUCUUUAAUUUUAGCCUUACAAUGUUAAAGCUUUGAAUUAAUUUGAAUAAGAAAGUAUUCUUUAAUGUGGGAUAAUCAUAAUUUUAAGUUCUCUACAUUUUUAAACUAAGCUUAUUGGAUUGUACACUAUUGAUACCCUACUUUAGAUUUUAUAAAUUAUAUUUUCCCUUUAUUUUAUUUAUUCUAUAAUAAUCUACAAAGUGAUUCAAGUAUAUUACACAAAAUAUGAUUAAAAACUUGAUUUAUUAAGAAAGAAGAUUUUAAUGAGACAUCCAUAAUUAAAAAAUAUAUGUCCUUCUUUAAGAAAGCUUUUAGUAUUAAGGAGUGAAAGAAAGAAGAAUGUGGUUUUUAGAUUUCAGCUCAUAAAAAAAGCGUUUUUUUAGUAAAGAUCAAACUUAAAAUCUUAAUAUAUUGGCCAUCGACUUAAAACUUCUUUAGGAAGUCCAUUAAAUGCUGAUUUUGGAGAAUAAACAUUCAUUCUAAAAUAACCAUCUGGUCUGUGA
This is a messenger RNA of Paramecium sonneborni, 8330 nucleotides long. The record is from the annotation of a GenBank genome assembly. Lineage: Eukaryota; Ciliophora; Oligohymenophorea; Peniculida; Parameciidae.